AUGAGACUUGCAAAAGAGGAGUUUACUGCAGGAACAGGGAACGUUCGCACACUACACCAAGAGGGCAAAGUGAACCAACUGACAUACGAACUUGAUAGGUACCAGUGGAAUGUAUUGGGAAUUGCAGAGAUGAGAUGGCUGGACUCAGUAAUGGAGUGCGAACCAAUCUCAAGUCAGGUAAUUCGAAUUCGAAUGAAUGCACACCCCAGAAAUGUGUCGAUUGUGCAGGUGUAUGACCCCACGUCUGAUUGCAGUGAUGAGGAAGUCGACGAGGUCUAUGAUGUCCUGAAGAGUACAAUGGAUAAGAUACCCGAGAAAUAUAUUAGGAUCAUACAAGGUGACUGGAAUGCAAAGAUCGGCACUGAUGCAUACAAAGACUGGGAGGGAACCAUCGGAAAAUUUGGAGUAGGAGAGACGAAUGAACGCGGGACCAGGUUACUUGAAUUCUGCAAAAUAAACAACCCGGUAAUAACAAACACCUUUGGUGCAGACACUGGUAGUGACCACAACUUGCUGAUGAUGACCAUGAAACUAAAACUAAGGAAAGUACGAAGACAACCAAAUUGCAGAUUAAAAUAUAAUCUGGAGCGUCUGAGGGAUGCAGAUUGCCAGGAGAAAUUUGAAAUAAAGAUUGGCUGUAGGUUUGGAGCACUGUUAGAACUAGAAGAGAAUGAUGAUGUGCAACACCUAACAUCCGAAUUCUCUAAAAUUAUGAACGAGACAGCAAUGGAAGUUCUGGGUAAGGCAAGAACAAAGAAGCAACCUUGGAUGACACAAGAUAUCUUGGAUGCAUGUGACAGGAGAACUAAAGGAUUUGAAGGAAAUAACAGCAAAAAGGCUUUUGACACAGUAAAACAACUGGGCAGAAAGAAAAAUAUAGGACAGUCAGUAAUAGAAGACAAAAAUGGCAAUCUCUUAACAGAAAAAAAAGAAAAAUCCAGGAAAGUUGGCCCAGUAUGUGAAGGAGUUAUACAAUUACCCAAUUCAGACUUGUCCUAA
Molecule: messenger RNA, 999 nt
Organism: Penaeus indicus
Lineage: Eukaryota; Metazoa; Arthropoda; Malacostraca; Decapoda; Penaeidae
Product: craniofacial development protein 2-like
Exons: 4
Coding region: 1-999 (332 amino acids)
Biological process (GO): chromatin remodeling
Cellular component (GO): nucleus
Source: RefSeq, a predicted model, not a curated record